AUCUUUUCGAACGUAGCUUGAGAUGCAUGGCAGAUGUAAGAAUGAGCUGUAGGUUCAUUGUGUUCAUAACUAAGUAUAUAACAGUAGGUCGCAGCUGCUGUUGAGAGUCCAUCAAACCACUGAACAUCAACUUUUCAUCCCUUUUGCAACAAGAUACCCAAAAGUUUUCUUAUUACAUCACCUCUUAAAGUAUAUUACAUUACAUCUCAACACCACCAAGAUGCCUUCCUUCACCGUCUACAAGGGCUCCAAGGACAGCAAGAUUGUCAAGGGUCAAACUACCAAGCCUGACCUUCAGGAUGACCAGGUCCUCAUCAAAGUAACCGCCUCCGGUCUUUGCGGAACUGAUGAGCACUACAAGGAGGCCGACAUGGCUCUCGGCCACGAGGGUGUCGGUAUCGUUGAAGAGCUUGGUCCCAACGUCAAGGAACUGAAGAAGGGUGACCGUGUCGGAUGGGGAUACGAGCACAACUCCUGCGGCCGCUGCGACCAAUGUCUUACAGGCCGUGAGACCUACUGCAACCAGCGCGAGAUGUACGGCUCACACAACCUCGACCAGGGUAGCUUUGCUUCCCACGCCGUCUGGCGCGAGUCUUUCGUCUUCAAGGUUCCCGAUGAGUUGAGCGACGCUGAUGCAGCACCUCUGAUGUGCGGUGGUGCUACCGUAUUCAACGCCCUCCACACCUACAACGUCAAGCCUACCGACCGCGUUGGUGUCAUGGGUGUCGGUGGUCUUGGUCACUUGGCCAUCCAAUACGCCGCCAAGAUGGGCUGCGACGUCGUCGUCUUCUCCGGUUCAGACAACAAGAAGGACGAGGCCAUGAAGCUCGGCGCAAAGGAGUUCAUCGCCAUGAAGGGAAAGACUGAGAUUAGCGUCAGCCGCCCCGUUGACGCUCUCCUUGUCACCACCUCGGUCAUGCCAGACUGGAAGAUGAUGCUUCCCGUCCUCAACUCCAACGCCAUCAUCUUCCCCAUGACUGUCUCCUUCGAUGACUUCGCUAUCCCCCACAUGGGCCUCAUCUCCAAGGGUAUCACCGUCCAGGGUUCCGUUGUCGCCGCCAGGGCUGUACACCGCAACAUGUUGGCUUUCUCCGCGCUACACGGCAUCAAGCCCAUCACCAUGGAGUUCCCGUUGACCGAGAGCGGUAUCGAGGAGGCUAUGACCACGCUGAGGGAUGGAAAGAUGAGGUACCGUGGUGUUCUUAAGCCCCAGUAGAUGGAUGGGUUUGCACUCGUGAUGGGAUAAUGGAAGAUUAAUGAACGGAGUAUGACUAGAAGAUACCGAUGAUA
Messenger RNA from Alternaria alternata, 1290 nucleotides. Its product is annotated as GroES-like protein. The transcript has a single exon. The record is from RefSeq and is a predicted model, not a curated record. Gene Ontology annotation, molecular function: zinc ion binding; alcohol dehydrogenase (NADP+) activity. Gene Ontology annotation, biological process: alcohol metabolic process. NCBI's taxonomy places the organism in Eukaryota, Fungi, Ascomycota, Dothideomycetes, Pleosporales, Pleosporaceae. Bases 221 to 1216 code for a protein of 331 amino acids.